Molecule: messenger RNA, 1825 nt
Organism: Notothenia coriiceps (black rockcod)
Lineage: Eukaryota; Metazoa; Chordata; Actinopteri; Perciformes; Nototheniidae
Product: zinc finger protein 239-like
Exons: 1
Coding region: 807-1490 (227 amino acids)
Biological process (GO): regulation of transcription by RNA polymerase II
Molecular function (GO): RNA polymerase II cis-regulatory region sequence-specific DNA binding; DNA-binding transcription factor activity, RNA polymerase II-specific
Source: RefSeq, a predicted model, not a curated record
AACAAAAAGUGUUUCUGAGGUGAAUAACCUACCCCACCUUUAAGGGAUGUGAGUAUUUGCGUGGGUUCAUGGAAAUAGAGGAACAUUUCACCCAGUGCAAUUCAGUUUUCACAAAACAAUUAUAAUAGAGCUCCAAGAAUUUGUACUUUACGUAGUACAGUUAUACUUCCAUUUCAUUAAUUUUUACUUUUUCUCAAUUUGAUAUCAGCUAUGUAUUAGCUGUCAAUAAACAAAACUGUACUACAUAAUAAUUUAACAUUUAUAUGUUAUUGUGUUUCCAUUGGACACAAACAGUGUCGACAUGGUCAGGUAGGGCAUGUAAAAUCAAUGGAUGCAGAGUCACUGUUGGAGGGUUUAAUUACUUCCUGUUGGAGGGUUAGAUAACUUGCACUCCCUACUACUUUGUUUGGAACAGCACUUAAUGUGGCGGACCCUCCAUGUGAAGACACAAAAGUAGUAGAAGUGGGCAGGGAGAUGGGGAAGGGGCCGCAUUGGACCAGCUGUGUCAACUCUCCUGUCCCCAGCCCAACACACACUUAUCCAUCCUACAGCUGAAAGCCAACCAGGCUUACCAUCACAAAAGUGUGUUUGUGAAACCCUAUUUAUGUUUGUAAAAAAAAAAGUAUUCUUUUAAUUCUGUUUUCUUUGGCUAAUCAGGUUUGACCCCAGAGAAACACAGUCUUUCCCAAACGCUGCUGGGAUGGCAAGAGAGCAGUGAGACUGAAGAUAGACAGCGGCCAUCUUGUUCCACAAACACAGCAGGAACUGUGGCACAAGACUCAUCAUUUAGCCAUGUGAGCGCAAACAUGGCCUCUAGUUUCUCCACAGCGUCUAAAAGGCCUCUAAGCGCCAUGGACCAGGCUAACACUGUGAUGAAGUCCCCCUACCCUGGAGCAGAGGACCGCUGCGGCAGUUUGUUGUUGUCUCAAUCGAUGAACUAUGAGCCAUCCAGUGAAGACAUGUUUGGAGGUAAGGCAGCCUACAGCCUUUCUGAUUUUAACACCCCCCUGGCUGCCAUGGACUCCCAGCAACAGCACAUCCAGCAUCCUUGGUCUGGAGUCCGAACAAUGGACAACUUCUCCAGUCCGAACCACCUUCAUCAAGCAUCUGGCAAUCAGAAGCAGGAGACUGGAUCAGCACCGCCAGACCUGCCCUAUGCCUGCACCUUCUGCACACGCCGCUAUGCCCACCAGUGCCAGCUGCGCAUCCACGAGCGCGUCCACACGGGGGACAAACCGUUUCGCUGCGUCCAGUGUGGGAAGAGCUUCGGCCAGGUGUGCAGCCUCAAGCGCCACCAGAUGGUCCACACGGGGGAGAGGCCCUUCCCCUGCCCCCACUGCGGGAAGCAGUUCUCCACCUCCACCAACCUGAAGGUCCACCAGAGCGUCCACACCGGGGAGAAGAGGUUCCACUGCUCCAAGUGUGGCAAGAACUUCUCCUUCCUCAGCAACCUCAUCCGACACCAGGCUCUGCACAGCGAUAGGGUAUGAAGGUCUAGAAUAACAUGAACAGUAUUAUUACAUUGACAUAUUAUUUUAUGACAUAGUGGAUAGAUGAGAUAUGUCUUUUUCAACAGCCUUUAGUCAUAAUGUCCUUUAACAUUUCACAUUAAGUGCCAUUUCCUGUUUGAUGUCCGUGCUGUUUGGAAGUACUCGUUUAAGCAUCUGCUCAUUCAAAACAUCUCUGAAACAUGAUUUGAUGAAGACGCAGUGAUGUACGUGAUUAUUUGAUCACAUCUGAUAAUGGUGUGUUGACGACAUUUAAAGGGGCCCUAUUUUGGGGUUCUCCCUUUCCUGUAUAGUGUGUUACACUACAGCAGUGGUUC